UAUCGCUCAUCGCUUUCCCUUUCACGCGCCGUUCAGUCAGUAUCUUCAAAUUGGAUAGCCCUCGACGUAUCCGCUUGUCCACCCGAUCUGCACCAUCUUGCGUGUACCCUCUCCAUCGACCCGUCGUCGCGAAGUUUACCAUGCCUAAGAAGCAGCACGAGCAGGCGUUCCGCGACAUCAUCGAUACGGCUCGCAAAAGGAAGCAUACCGAGGCGUUGGCCCAGAAGAUUCUUGGCUCCGGUGGCCGCCGGACCAGCGCGCCAGGAUCCCUCGAGUCCCGCAUUGACAAGCCGACGCAUUCUCAAAGCAUAGGAGGCGCGGUCCAGUCGGGGAGAGUGGGAAAGAAAGCCAGACCAACCGCCAUCGCGUCGACCGCAGCGUCGAAGCCCACCGCGCGGCGAGCUCGCGUGCAGAACCUCUACGAAGAUGUUAUCACAGCCGAUAACAGUGCGCUGUCCAACAUCGCCAGUGUUCGGCGCACCUCGGACGCGAUCCAGGUGAAAGGCAUGGGAUCUCCGAACACGGUCAUUGCGAGCAACUUCGCGUAUGGUACAACCGCGGCGGACAUCGAGUCGGUCCUCCUUGCGCCAGAGAAUGGGAUUGAUGGACUGUUACGGUGCCGUCUCCUCAGUUCGUCACCGACAGUCAUCGCGGAGUUGACGUUCAGCGAGCGCUUCGCCGCCGAGAGAGUGAUUGGGCUGUUCAACAACAAAUCGGCCGAUAACCACAUCCUACACGUCUACUUCAAAAAUGAGCGCCAGCCCCCUGUCAAGGCCCCCGCAGCCAAACCCACUCCCACCCGAUCCGCCGCAAAGGUUCUGCGCGGUCCACCGACGGGACCGAGACGCGAUCGAGAGAGAGCCGAGGCCAUGGAACUCGACGACCGAACGCCACCGAAGGCUCCCCGGGCGCAGGUGGAGAAUCCUCGUCGCGCGCCGGCCGAGUUCCAGGAUGGUCGAUACGGGUUCGCGGAGGAGCCGGCGUACAAUGAGAGUGGUGGAGGCGCUCGUCGGGGACGCAAUUACGGGGGGGGUUCGUCGGGACUGCGGUCGGAUGUGGUCAUGUCCGACCGCGAUCAGGGCUAUCGCCGCUGAAUGAAUGCAGGCACCGACGGAGGAAUCCGCAUCGGCAUAUUCAUCAUGAAUGGGGGUCUGCGACGACCGACAAUCGCGAAUGAUGGUUCUUGACCAUUCACCGACAUAGGGAAAUAUGUGCUGGGGGUGCGCAUUCAGCGCUGGAUACCAAGUUCUGGCUUAUAUAAAUAGCACGGUUAUUCCCGACACACUGUAAUAUACAUAGUUGCCGUCCAAAAUGGGCAAGGUGUUCGGGUACUUGCAAAGAAUCCGAGACACAAUUCACUCUGUGGAUGAUGUAGCUAGCACCUUGGGCACUUUGACGUGCCAAAAGACAGCUCUAAAAAGCACUUAGGAUAAUAUAGAAGUUGAUAAUUACCUUAUCUAUUUAUUCGG
Molecule: messenger RNA, 1469 nt
Organism: Eremomyces bilateralis CBS 781.70
Lineage: Eukaryota; Fungi; Ascomycota; Dothideomycetes; Eremomycetales; Eremomycetaceae
Exons: 4
Coding region: 141-1094 (317 amino acids)
Molecular function (GO): nucleic acid binding
Source: RefSeq, a predicted model, not a curated record